Messenger RNA from Aspergillus neoniger CBS 115656, 2764 nucleotides. RefSeq names its product putative GTPase activating protein (Gyp5). Lineage: Eukaryota; Fungi; Ascomycota; Eurotiomycetes; Eurotiales; Aspergillaceae. The transcript is spliced from 4 exons. The record is from RefSeq and is a predicted model, not a curated record. Bases 125 to 2716 code for a protein of 863 amino acids.
GUUUGGACUUCAUCAAACACAUCGAAUUUCGUCUCGGUCGCCUCUCUCUUGUUGAUCGAAAUUGGAUUGAAGAAACCAGCUGGUUUCACAUAGUGGACACCCUCCCAGGUGGUCGGGUCCCAAUAUGUCUUCUAGGAACAGCGCAGAGUACGAAGGUGAUUCCUUUGACGAUGCGCCCGAAGCCCCGAACACCCACGGCAGUCUGAACGUUUCCAUUCCCCAAAGCUCUUCCACACGGUCUUUGACAGACAGCCCCCCGAGCGGAUCGAAUGUUGCCACGCCUCAAUUGACGGAAGCUCCCCCGCUACCGGCGACUUCUCACGAAGAGCACGAAUCGGCCGAGGAGACAGAUGAUGCUAGCGUGGAGAAACAAUCAGAAGCGGAGGAUACCCCUCGCAAACAGAAACUCCAGAAAUCUCCACUCUUGACUGCGCACAGGCUAUCAACAACGUCUCUCGACGACGUGAACCUUGCCAGUAGCAACAAGGACGAUGAAUCGACUGAAAACCAGCCGUUGAGCCAGGAGCUCAACUCCGGUACCCCUCCUCCUUUAUCCUCUAGAGAUUCCACGUCGUCCCACAGUUCGCGCCUCCAAGGAUCAUCCAACGCUUCUACCGCAAAGAACCAAGCCCCUGUUGCACCGCCCCCUCCGCCAACUCGAUCGUUUACCAGCCCGUUUGCAUGGCUGUCUCGAAGCUCGUCGGGCGGAAAGGACGCCAAGUCGCCUCCGGCACAACCACGUCGGAAUACGGCCGCAUCCAUAUCAACUAUUGCCAGCAAUCCGGAAAUGGGUCGUCACCACGAUGGGGAGGAUGUUGAUGGUCUAGGCCAUAGAAAGCCGAGGCGCAGCAGCCUCAAGGACCAGUUCAAACAGCUCAGGUUGCGAGAGGAAGGACUCGUGUCGGAGAAUGACGAGGCUAGCGUUGCGUCGGGACGUGCAAGUUUCACGGCCGGAAGUCCUCCGCCCAGCAUACCGGAAGAAGGGGAGAAUGGCAUUGCGGCCGCCCCCCGGGCGACGUCGCCGCCUAAUGGAGCGUCAACCGUCAACCCCAAACUUGCCCCGGGUACUGUUGCGGGUAUUUCAACCUCUGCAACUGACGCGUCUGCGCCGGUAGACUGGGAGCUCUGGCAGCAACUAGUCAACAAUGGUGCGCAAGCGUUGAAAGGGGCAAACUCGGAUGAACUGAAUGCCGCUAUCAAACGAGGCAUUCCCCAAACUAUUCGAGGAGUGAUCUGGCAGGUUCUGGCCGACAGCAGAAACCCCGAGCUUGAGGAAGUAUACCGGGAGCUCAUUGCCCGUGGCACGGACAAGGAGAAGCAGGUCAGCCCCAAUGGUACCAUUAACGGAGAGAAGGACUCAACAGCCUCUUCAUCUCGCUCAUCUGUUCGAUCGGAGCGUUCUGCGUCGGUGGCCCACUCGGUUAACGGUUCGAGUCCUUCCCAGGAGUUGGAUCCCGAGAAGCUGUCCAAAGAGCAGGCCGCGAACGAAACGGCUCGGAAGAAGAAGGCCAAAGAGGAAUCGGCCGCGCUUUUGAAGCUAGAAAAGACGAUUCGUCGUGACCUCGGUGCUCGCACAAGCUAUUCACGCUACUUCGUGUCACAAGGAAACCAAGAGGGGUUGUUUGGGCUCUGUAAGGCAUACGCUUUGUAUGAUGAGGCCGUGGGAUAUGCUCAGGGGAUGAACUUUAUUGUGAUGCCAUUGCUAUUCAAUAUGGACGAGGCUGAAGCAUUUACGCUCCUCGUGAAGCUUAUGAAUCAGUACGGACUGCGGGAGCUGUUCAUCCACGACAUGCCAGGUCUCCAUCGCAGCUUAUAUCUGUUCGAACGCCUGCUGGAGGACGUGGAGCCGGCUCUCUAUUGUCACCUCCGGCGGCGGGGCGUACCCCCUCAGUUGUAUGCCACUCAGUGGUUCUUGACGCUUUUCGCCUACCGAUUCCCUCUUCAGCUGGUUCUUCGCGUCUAUGAUCUCAUCUUCGAAGAAGGCCUUGAGAAUACCAUCUUGAAGUUUGCCCUGGCGAUCAUGCGCAGAAAUGCAGACACGCUGUUGGGCAUGAGGGACAUGGCACCGUUAACAACCUUUUUGAAGGAGCGCCUCUUUGACGUUUACAUUGAUAAGCAGCCCUCGGCGUCAUCUCUCUUGGAGUCUGGUUUCUUCGGAAGCUCUGGGGCCGCGGACAAGGAAGUCUACCGCGCCGACAUCAUGGUCCAGGACGCUUGCGCCAUCCCUCUGGAGCCUGAGACGAUCCGCGCGUACACGGCGGAAUGGGAGGAGAUGGUACGGACCGAGAAGGAGCGUGAGCAGGAGCUAGACAACCUUCGGCACACCGUUGCAACUCAGAGUGCUCGUAUCCGACUACUAGAGGAGCAGGCCGAAGCAUCAGACAAGGAGCACGUACAGCUUGCAUCCGAGCUGGUGCACCUGAAGGUGGAAAACGAAGAACUAACGGACAUGAACGAUGCCAUGAAGAUGCAGGUGACCGAGUUGAAGAACGUGGUGGAUAAACAACCGGCCGAAGUCGAGGAGAAGCUGCGGACUGAGAUGGACCGCAUCAUGAAGCGCAACAUGGAAGUCCAGAACGAGAAUCGGUCAAUGGUUGAACAGAUGGUCGAGAUGGAGAAGGAGCUGGUCGAGGCUAAGAUGAAAUGGGCUGAGAUUCAUGAUGAACACGAGAACCUGAAACAGAAAUGGAGCGAUCUUCGCAAGGCUCUCAACUGAGCAGCGGGAUGUAGAUAUAUUCUAACCUGAGUUUAGCGGGUGUUGCCU